UAAAGAAAUUUUUUUACUUUGGCAUAAUGUGCAGUUCCUUUUUCAGUGUGAUGCAGUGUCAUUAAAACAUAUGCGACGGAUCCGUUUUACAAUUUUUGCAGUUGUUUAUAUACAUUAUUAACUGUGAAAACUCAGCAGGGAGCACUCUAACCUUUCAAUGGAGAAACACCGCAGGGUUUAACAUCUAGCACUCCUCCAGGCCAGUUUUGUUUAUGUUUUCUCUUCUACCCCAGCUUGAUUUUAAAUUGCAAUAUGCAGUGUUUGUUUACUGUGUUACUUCUUGCUGUGGCGUUGGAAUAUACCUUUGGUUCGGAUAAUGUUGGAGUGCAGAACGAUUUUAUCAAAGACUUGAACAAUCGCAACACUGCUAAGGUUGAGGUGGUCGGAAACGAAGGCUUUUUGUCAGCCGGGAGGAAUGGCAACCAGCAGAAAGCCGGGGCUCUAAAGCAAACUCUGCUGCCUAAUCCAGGCAUUGUCAGGGAGACAAUGCAACCCAACCAAGCUAACCAGCUGAACCUCAAUGCUGCAAGACAGGCUAACCGGGCUAAUCCAAACCAGGUUAAUCUGAACCAGGCUUUUCAAGGGGAAGAUAAUCAGCGUAAGCCCAUCGCUGUUGUUGACACAGAAAAAAAUAUUGUUCAGAAAACAAAAGAGGGUGAGUCGCUGAAAGAUGUUCGACAAUCCAAUAGACAAGAUGUAGAAUCACAAUCCUAUUUUAAGAGAUCGGAUCAGGUACAAGUUGAAGACAGAACCAAAGAGAAAAGACAACUAGAGGACAGCCAAAACAUUCCAGUUGUUAGCAAUCAAGCUGGAAACACUCCGAAUAUUCCAGCUAACGAAUAUCAUGCUGUCCAGAACAACCAAGUUGAGCAGAAGCUACCUGAAACCACUGCCAGCCGAGUUACACAUGUUAUUAAAAAUUAUAACGCUAUUUUGGGGAUAAACAAUAACAAUAACGACCAAAAUAAUGGUAACUACCAGAAUAAUAAUAAUGAUAAUAAUGGGAACAUACAAAACGUGGCCAACACUAAUCAGAAUUCAGACAUUAACCAAAAUGCAGGGAACAACCAAAACUACGCCAACAAUAACAACAACCAGAACUUCAUCAACAACAACAUCAACAACCAAAAUGGUGACGUCUAUGACAGGAACCGGGGGAACCAGUGGAACAAAGAGUCGCAGCAGACACAAAUUGGGGGCAUCAACCUCAGCUGGGAUUGGGAGGAUUUCUCCAUCAUGUUUAACAACUACGGGGCGGCCGAGAUGAAGGUGCGCAGGUCCCCCCACCCUUCCACGGGCGAGCCCUGGCCCAUGCCACAGUACUACUCCAAGAAAGACAACAAGGUCUACAGGCUGAGUAAGGAUUUCCGCUUUGUUCCCAUUGGACCCAUCACCUGUGAUGUUCUUGACGAGGCCCUGGUCCGACACUUGCAGCGCACACUGAGGGGCUCUGUUGAAGACAUGUAUGACAAUUUACAACAUGCAGAGGGUAUAAAUAUUGAAGACCCAGCCCUGCGGUAUGAAAAAGAAGAAUUUGUGAAAGCUCCGGUUAUUGCCAGAGUGGAAGUGAGAAUUCGUAAGACCUGCGACAAGUACCCCACCCUAGAGUCUGAUGAGUCAUAUGAUUUGGUUGUUAAAAAGAAGAAAACCUACAUCUGGGCCAAUGAAAUCUGGGGUGUUUUAAGAGGCUUGGAAACAUUUGGUCACCUGGUGUGGAGAGGAUUAGAUGGACAGCUGUAUAUCAAGGAAACAACCAUCAGUGACUAUCCAAGGUUCCCACACCGUGGCCUACACAUUGACACAUCCAGGCAUUAUCUGUUUAAAGAAGUUCUCCUGGACAUUCUGGACAGUAUGGAGAUGAACAAACUGAAUGUUUUCCACUGGCACAUAGUAGAUGACCAGUCGUUCCCCUAUGAGAGCAAAGUGUACCCAGAGCUGAGUCGAAAAGGUGCCUUCCACCCCACCUACGUCUACUCACUAGAGGACAUAGCAGAGAUCAUUGAGUACGCCAGGAUGCGGGGUAUUCGUGUCAUGCCAGAGUUUGAUACACCAGGUCACACAUACUCGUGGGGUCUCAGCCGACCUGAACUACUGACACAGUGCUACUCUGGCAGCAGUCCUGUCAAAGGUUACCUUGGCCCCAUUGACCCUAGCAAGAACGCAACCUACAGAUUUCUUCAAAGUUUGUUUCAAGAGAUUGUAGAUGUUUUCAAAGAUCAAUACAUACAUUUGGGUGGGGAUGAGGUACCUUUGGGUUGCUGGCAGUCAAAUCCUGAAGUGAUGGCGUUUGCACAAGAAUUAGCAAAGCAGCCGCGACCGCUUCAGACAUUGCAACAACAACAACAAAAUAUGGGCUGGAGUAUGUGGUCAGAAGAUGUGAAGAGAGUUUACGAAUAUUAUGAGAACAGACUGAUUCAAAUACUGAAUGACAUUGGUCAGAAAAGAAAGAAGGGCAUUAAAUACAUCAUGUGGCAAGAAGUGAUGAACAAUAAUUUACAGCUGCCCAAUGACACCAUUAUCCAAGUGUGGAUGGGAGAUAUGGGGGAUGUGAUGAGGGCCACGACUCUUGGCUACCAGGUACUCUACUCCACCUGCUGGUACAUGGACCACAUUGAAUAUGGCACAAAGUGGCCCAAAUAUUACAACUGUGAUCCAGUUGAUUCUAGCUAUGGCUACCAUAUUGAUGAGAAAAAAGUUUUAGGUGGAGAAGCAGCUUUUUGGUCUGAAUACUUCACCAAUGAGAACCUCAUUCCAAUGAUGUGGCCUAGAGCAUCAGCUGCAGCAGAAAGACUUUGGAGCAAUAAGGAAGUGAAGAAUUUAGACAAAGCAGCUGAGAGAUUAGCUGAACAUAGGUGCCGCAUGAUUAAACGAGGUAUCAGUGCAGGUGAAAUCAGUGGCCCUGGUUAUUGUUUACACUCCCCACCAAAAAGAAGAUUAUACAACGAUACAGUGGGCUGCCAGGGAGGCAACUGCAGCAGGACACACAACUUUGUCCACAUUGAGGACAUCCAGCUGCAUGUCAGUCAGCGAGGGGGUCCUGAGUGUGCUAGUAUUUUCACCAAAGGAGGAAUCAAUACCUUAGUCAUCGGUGUUUUAAUUUUGGCAUUAAUUAUAGCCGCGUUCGCCCUGACACGCAACUCUUCCCGGCUUCACCGGUCCAGAAUUUGUAAGAACCGGUCCAUCCUUGUGGUGUUUGUUGUGGUGCUGUUGGUCUACUUCCUGUGUUACACCACCAUUUGGAUGAGAGGCUUUGAGUUCUCCGGGACAUUUCACAAAACAUUACAGGAGGACGACAGCACCAACGAGCAGCACGGCGCCGAGAUGAGUGAACACAAACACGGGAUGGAGAGGUCCUAGCGAGAGUGUCUGCAGCGGAGUUGGUCUCAUGUUGAGACUGAUGCCUAAAUGUGCUUGGCGACUUUUGUUUUGUGCUUAUUACAAUGCCAGCAGGACAAUAUCGUAUCUGGUUUUAUAAUUUGCUGGUGGUGCUUUAGGGUCAGGGUUAGUGGUAGGGUCAGGGAUAUUAUUUGGGAUAGUGUUUAGGGUAGCGGUAAAAAACAGACAAAAAAUGGCCUUGAUUGACUUGCUGACAUUUUAAUAAGUAUCUUUUUUUUUUUCUUUUUUUUUUUUUAAAUGAUGCUACAGUUUUGGUCCUGGGAUGACUGCACUCGACUUUUUUUUUUUUUGCAUUGAUUUGCAUUUAUUGAUCACUUGUCUUAAUACCAUGUGACAUAAUGUUGCAUAGGUUUUUUUUUUUUUAAAUUCCAAGUUUUUUAUAUUCCAAUGUUUCUUAUAUUAGCUUAGAAGUUCUAAGCUAGGGAGAUAUUAUAUAAAGAUUUUUAUCACUGCGUUUUGUCAUGAACUAACACAUUUUGAAUUGUACAAAUUUUAAUUUGAUAGUUUCCUUACUCUGGUGGUUAGACAUACUUCUGUUUUAAAUUGGUAAACUUAAGUAUCUAGGAUUUAAAUUGUUUCCCUAACUUCCUUUUCAAAUGAGUAAGCUUUUGAAUUCAAAUUGUAUCCUAAACUUAGUAAACUUUAGAAUCUAAAUGGUUUUCCAAACUUUCUUUUAAAAUUAGUAAACUUUAGAAUCUAACUUGUAUCCUAAACAGCCACUUGGUAAACUUUUUAAAUUAAAUGCUUUACCAAAUUGAACUUUACCAAAUUGAACUUUACCAAAUUGAACUUUACCAAAUUGAACUUUACCCUCUAAUGUGUGUUUUGUAGAUAUUUUCUAGUCUUAGCAGACGUAGAGUUUGAGCACCCCCCACCCCCACCCCUUUGCUCACUCCCUUGUUACGCCAUGCAUCUAAGUGCUGGUGUUAGCCUAUGUAUAAAGAGAUUAAGAGCAAAGCUUUGCAGGUUGAAAUUACAUCUGGGGGGCUGUUCUUAGGAAUGAUUAUUUAUUAUACAAUUGUAGACGUUAACAAAUUUGGUCUUUUGAAAUAUUUUUCCUCAGACAAGUUUGGGAAACAGACAUGUUUUUGGAAAAGAAUCUUUUGUUAAACUUAGCCCAAGUGUUUUGAUUAUUUAGCACACGUCGUUUGGCAGAUGUGCCCUUUGCUGCCCUGUUUCUAACAGUUAGUGAUAGUUUAUGUUGCCACAUUGUCAUGACAUUACAGUUGAGACAGAGAUAUAGUACCCUGUGUUGAUUUGGCCAGAAUGUUAAUUUUACCCAUUAAAUCUUGCAUGUUGAUUGAGAAUACUUUUAACAUAACUUUUAAAAAUACACUUUCUAGAAAUUUACAAUGUUUUUUUUUUACACAAUGAGCUCCGCUUUCCCCCCCUCCCCCCACUUUUCUUUCUACAUGUGAUGUUUAUGAUUUAUUUAAUUUAAGCAAAUCUUUUACUUACUGUAACAUAAAACUGAUUGGUGAGUGUGUUGGAUUUUUAUGAAUCUAAAACACUUAGUGUCUUGAUGUAAUUUAAUAUACGAAUGUAUGGCGUGCAAUCUGGGCAAGAGUGAGAUAUGAGUGUGUAUGCGAUACGUGUGUUGUAAAUAUUUAAUGAUCGUGUUAUUAUUUUGUUUAUCUUCUUCAUAUAAAGCAUAAUUGAAUGGAUAAUUUAUCAUUAGUAAUGCUCACUUUCCUUAGGUUUGUUUGGCAAAGUUGGGGGGCGAUGCGCUGGGUGUCAUUUGUAGAUGACAGUUCAGUAUGUAUGUCAUUGGUGAUGAUCAUGGACUGACGACAGGUUAAUGACAUGUACACAUGUCAUUUGUUGCUGGUUUUGAUUGAGAAGUUGGUUGUCAUCUGGUCUGGCUAUUGCUGGUUAUUGUAUCUGAAUGAAUUUAGUAGACUCUGGUUCUGUUAGGAUUGUGGGAAUGAAUAGAGAGCUUUUUGGACCAGUGGCCGGCUAUUUAAACUGCUAUAGGCUUUGAGAGACUAGUUGAAAUGCAUUAGGCCUGCAGCAGUCUGUUUAGACUGCUAGAGACUAUUAGCAGUCUAUUUGGAUUGUUAGAGACUAUUAGCAGUCUGUUUAAACUGUUAGAGACUAUUAGCAGUCUAUUUGGACUGCUAGAGACUAUUAGCAGUCUACUUGGACUGCUAGAGAUUUAUAGCAGUCUAUUUGCAUUGUUAACGACUUGUAGCAGUCUGUUUAGAUUGCUAGAGACUAUUAGCAGUCUGUUUGGACUGCCAGAGAAUAAUAGUCUAUUUGCACUGGUAGAAAAUAUUAGCAGCCCAAAUAGAAUGUUCUAGAGUUUAUUAGCAGUCUGUUUGGACUACUAGAGACUAUCAGCAGUCUAUUUGAAGCACCAGAAAGUCAUGACAGUUUUUAUUAGGGACAGGUUUAUGUUACAAAUGACUGGCUAUUCAUAGUCCUACUGUCUAGCCAGAGUCCAUGUGUCAUCACCUCAUUUCAUGAACUUGGUGUGACUUAAAUGUAUUAAGAUACAAAGAGCUGAUUGGCUACUCACAAAAAACAAAAUGAGUCUGUUGAUGGUAAAAAGCAAUAAUUUAGAUUAUGCUGUCGAUUCUGCAAUAGAGUAAAGGAAUUUUGGAUCCAUGUCUUUGUCAAGCAGAAUGCAAUAAAUUAUAUUUCUUUC
Physella acuta is the source of this 6043-nucleotide messenger RNA. RefSeq lists its product as uncharacterized. Lineage: Eukaryota; Metazoa; Mollusca; Gastropoda; Physidae. Gene Ontology annotation, biological process: ganglioside catabolic process; carbohydrate metabolic process; glycosaminoglycan metabolic process. Gene Ontology annotation, molecular function: beta-N-acetylhexosaminidase activity. The record is from RefSeq and is a predicted model, not a curated record. Gene Ontology annotation, cellular component: lysosome; membrane.